AUGCUGAUGAAGAAGAAGAACAGGGACACAGGCCCCGUGGGCGGCUUUGCGAACCUUGGCUUGGACGUGGAAAACCGCAUGGCUUCAACCCUAGCCUAUGUACAGGAACCAUCUCCACCAGACUUCCCACCCAACAAGGGGGAUCCACUCAGUGGGAAGUUGGCUUCUUUGCCAUAUCCCCAAAAGGGUCUUCUGGCCCCACCAUCCUUCAACUCUGUUUUGUCUUCACCUUCUUUCGUGCUCCUAAAAAUUGUUUUGCUUAUAAGUGGAAGAGAAAAUGAGCUUUUCAAUGAGUACUCCUGGCGAGAGCUCAUGGAGUCCAGAGUCAGAUGCCAAGGAGGCUCAAAGACCGCCUGCCUUGGAAAAAGGCAACGGAGAUGCCGCCUCACAUGGGAAAUACAGUGUUGCUAUGAAAACAAUGAUUCCGAUUCGCCCCAAGUCGAACCCUUCAGAUCUGCCGACGAGGAGGCCAACUACAACCCCUUUUUCUCUGAUGGGCAUGGAAGUGAGAAGGAAGGGAUUGUGGGAAACCUCAGGAAGCAUUACAGAAUGAAAUCCUUUGAAAACCUUACCUUAGAAUAUGCAGGAGAGUUUGGGGACUUUGGGAAAAACUGUGCUACAGAUUACAGAUUACAGAUGAGUAUAGUUGGGGCAGUAGCACAGAGAGGACAAGGAAAUUUUCAUGUGAGAAUCACAUCAAGAGCUUCAGCUGAGAAGUCAGCUUUCUGGCUCCUGCUCCAAGUCCUUUGGGAAGAAGAGGUCACAAGGUGUGGUGUGGACAAAGCAUCUUUGAAUCGAGUAAUUCUUCGAUUCCAGAGAACAAGAAUUUGCAUAAAUAUCUUCAUAGGAAUUCUCAAUAGCGUCCUGGGUGUCUUGGGACCUAAAUUUCUCCUUCAGGAAAAACCCAUCCUUUACGUACAGGAGCUGAAAGGGUCUCAGAACGCAUUGGUCAUGGACGAUGCCACUUUGUCUUGGAAACAGAACAACAGCAUAAAGAACAGAGGUGCCGCCGAAUUGGAUGGGCAGGGGUGGUCUGGACACAGACUCAACCAGGAGAAUCAACCUGAUCAUGGGCCAACUGGGCCAGAGGAGAAAAAAAAUGACAACAGCCUGGUAUUGCACAAGAUAAGCUUUGUGGUGCCAAAGGGCAAGGUUUUAGGGAUUUGUGGAAACACGGGAAGUGGAAAAAGUUGCAUAUUAUCAGCUAUACUGGGGGAGAUGCAUUUACAUGCCGGAUCCGUGUGGGUGGAUGGGACUUUGGCCUAUGUGCCCCAGCAAGCCUGGAUCUUCAGCGGGACAGUCCGAGAAAACAUCCUCAUGGGAGAGAAGUACAACUCAUCCAGGUAUCAUCGGGUGAUCAGUUCUUGUUGCCUGAAUAGAGACUUACAGAUCCUGCCCUUUGGAGACCUGACUGAAAUAGGCGAGCGAGGCCUCAAUCUCUCUGGGGGCCAGAAGCAGAGAAUCAGUUUGGCUCGUGCUGUUUAUGCUGACCGAGAGAUUUACUUACUGGACGACCCCUUGUCAGCCGUAGACGCCCAGGUCGGAAAACACAUUUUUGAAGAAUGCAUCAAAGAAAAACUUAGAGGGAAGACUAUUAUCCUUGUCACUCAUCUGCUGCAGUAUUUAGAGUUUUGUGACCAAAUCCUUGUCUUGAAGAACGGAAGAAUACGUGAAAAAGGCACUCACAUUGAACUGAUCCAAAAGCAAGGACAGUAUGCUCAACAAGUUCAAAAGUUACACGAGCAGACUCCAAAGGUAAUUUCCAUUGCUCUUUCAAAAAACCUUCAAUCCCAAUCCUUGGAGGAGCUCCAUGAUAUUCACCAUCUUACUCAGAAGGAAAAAAUAGAGCAAGGUUCAAUGAGUUGGAAAAUCUACCACCACUACAUCCAGGGAGCAGGAGGUUACCUAAUUAUGGUCUUGAUCUUCUUCCUGAUGACGCUGAGUAUCAGCAUCUCCGCCUUCGGCUACUGGUGGCUGAGUGGGUGGUUAGGACAGGGUGCGGUGGUAAGUGCAGCCAAGCUGGCCAGAACAACAAAACAGGACGGCCGCAGCAUUUUAGACAACCCCCGUCUGCCCUUCUACCAGCUGGUGUACGGAGUCACCGGCCUGGUGAUGAUACUGACUUUUAUUAGCUCAUCGGGCAGUUUCACGCUGACAACAAAAAAAGCCUCCUCGGCUUUCCAUAACAACAUUUUCAAGAAGGUCCUUCGCUGCCCAGUGAGUUUCUUUGACACAACUCCUACCGGAAGACUCUUGAAUUGUUUCUCUGGAGACCUGGAUGAGCUGGACCGGAACCUUCCAAUUAUUGUGGAAGAGUUCUUGCUUUUGGUUUUUAUACUCAUGUCAAUUUUCACCAUCAUUUUAGUGUUGUCUCCCUAUUUUCUGGUCGUGGGAGGCAUCCUCAGUGCUGUCUUUCUCACCAUAUUUAGAGUCUUCAAGGCAUCCAUCAGGGUGAUUAAGAGAAUGGAAAAUUGCAGCCAAUCGCCACUCUUCUCUCACAUUCUUACUUCCAUGCAAGGCCUGAGCUCCAUCCACAUCUACGGUAAAACAGAAGACUAUAUCCAGCAAUUCAGAACACUAACCGAUGAGAACUGCAACUAUGUCUUGCUGUUUAUGUCCUCAAUGAGAUGGAUGACGUUGCGGCUUGAGCUCCUGAGCCACUUCGUGACCCUGGCUGUGGCCUUGUUUGUUGUCUUGGGUCCGCCUUCCAUUUCCUCUUCAUACAAAGCCAUGGCGAUGAGCUACGUCCUCCAGUUAGCCACCUAUUUUCAGGCUUGCACCAGGCUUGGGGCAGAAACGGAAGCCAGGUUUACCAGCGCAGAGCGAAUCCUGCAAUACCAGGAGAAGUGCAACCCUGAGCCCCCACUGCAUAUCACUGGGGUGAACUGCCCAAAAGGCUGGCCCAACCGUGGAGAAAUCACCUUCAAAGAUUAUCAGAUGAAAUACCGGGACAACAGCCCCAUCAUACUGCACGGGAUCAACCUGACGUUCCACAGCCGAGAAAUGGUGGGCAUCGUGGGAAGAACAGGCUCUGGAAAAUCCUCUUUUGGGGUGGCACUAUUCCGGUUGGUGGAACCUGCUGCUGGAAAGAUCUACAUCGACGAUGUUGAUAUCUGUAGCAUCGGUCUGGAAAAUCUCCGAACCAAGCUCUCUGUCAUUCCCCAAGAACCCGUCUUGUUUGUCGGCACAGUACGGUUUAAUUUAGAUCCCUUUGACAACUACACGGAUGAGCAGAUCUGGAAAGUUCUGGAAAGGACAUUUUUGACUAAAGCAAUCGUAAACCUCCCGGGGAGAUUACAAGCCAAAGUUGCUGAAAACGGCAAGAACUUCUCCGUUGGGGAAAGACAGCUGUUGUGUAUAGCCAGAGCCCUCCUGCGCAAUACUAAAAUCAUACUGAUAGAUGAAGCCACAGCCUCUGUGGACCCAGAAACGGAUGGCCUAAUUCAACGCACCAUCAAGGAAGCAUUCAAGGGCUGCACGGUUUUGAUCAUCACUCAACGAAUCACCACCGUUCUCGACUGUGACCGAAUCCUGGUCAUGGAUGGUGGGAAGGUGGUUGAGUUUGACAAGCCCGGGGCUCUGCUGCAGAGCCCAGACUCGGUGUUUGCGAGGCUGCUGGCUGCAGCAAACACCCCACCGAGUUAGAGAAGUGGAAGCCACACCGCCAGAUGAAUGCUGAAG
Molecule: messenger RNA, 3681 nt
Organism: Tachyglossus aculeatus (Australian echidna)
Lineage: Eukaryota; Metazoa; Chordata; Mammalia; Monotremata; Tachyglossidae
Product: ATP-binding cassette sub-family C member 11-like
Exons: 24
Coding region: 1-3645 (1214 amino acids)
Biological process (GO): transmembrane transport
Cellular component (GO): membrane
Molecular function (GO): ATP binding; ATP hydrolysis activity; purine nucleotide transmembrane transporter activity
Source: RefSeq, a predicted model, not a curated record